AUUGCUUGCUGCCGGUGAUAUCCAUCUCGUGAGUAUAUUCUCUCUCAUCUUCAAAUAUCUUUGCAACCGUACCAAACCAAAACACCAAAAAUGUCGGUUCUCAUUACUCUGUCUCUUGCCGGAGCUGGCGCCGGAUACCGGUUCUCCGACGACCUCCAGAAGCUAGGUCGUCUUCAACCUAAGCUCUGUCAAAGUCCCACCGCGCUUUUUCCUCAUAAGUGCUUUCACUGCCAGUGCUUUUGGCAAGUGCCCAGAAGCAAGAACCUAACUUUGAAGUCAAGGGAAUUGCCAAGAUUACGUUUGGCUCGCGCCAAGGAAGCUGAAGAUAGUUUCACUCCGAAUGUAAGCGAAGAUACGGACGAUAUGUUUGAUGACUUGUUUGAUAAAUAUGGAAAGGUGGUAUAUAGUAGCAAUGACAGGAAGUCUCCUAGCACAGAGCUUGAUGAUGAUGCUGAAACCUUGUCAUUUGCUGUUGCAAUGGCCAAUGUAGCAAAUGACGUAAAAGCAGGAGAUAUAAAGGUCCUAUUUGUGAAGCCUCUUGUAUAUUGGACUCGGUUUUUUAUCAUUGCCACGGCAUUUUCUCGUCCGCAAAGUGAUGCAAUUGCGUCCAGGAUAAGAGAUAUGGCUGAGGAAAAGUAUGGAAGAGUUCCAUCUGGGGACUCAAAACCCAACUCAUGGACCCUGUUGGACUUCGGUGAUGUUGUUAUUCAUAUAUUUCUUCCACCACAGCGAGCUUUCUACAACUUGGAAGAAUUCUACGCUAAUGCAACGCCCGUUGAAUUGCCUUUUGAGAACCAGUCACCUUUUCGAGGCUGAGAAAGGCCUUGCAUUUACGCUGCAAAUUCAAACUUAGUGCUGUGGAUGCAUCGGAUGGCUACUGCAGAUCUCUAAACCUCUGCCGGGUUUGGGCUCUUGAUCUACUAUCCCACUUGCAGAGUACUGAAGGUUACUGAACAAGGUUUCCCGGCUCAGCCUGGUUACUUGGAUGCCAAUUAAUGCAACUUUACGUUCAAGUUAGGGUUCUAAGAAGUGCUUCUGUUUCCUCAGGGCAUAAAUAGGACUCGACGCUGGUAUAUGUACCCGCCAUGAGCGAUUAUGUUUAGAAUCUUGAAAAACUGUUAGGUGUCUGUAUUAUUAACUGCGAAAUAUAAGUUGCAUCGUCAUCUGUUCUUCCUUAUGGUAAUUUUGCCACACUUUGGA
Molecule: messenger RNA, 1200 nt
Organism: Malus domestica (apple)
Lineage: Eukaryota; Viridiplantae; Streptophyta; Magnoliopsida; Rosales; Rosaceae
Product: protein Iojap, chloroplastic
Biological process (GO): negative regulation of translation; negative regulation of ribosome biogenesis
Molecular function (GO): ribosomal large subunit binding
Source: RefSeq, a predicted model, not a curated record